AUGAAGUCUGGCCCCCUUCUGUCCGGAUUGGCGUACUGCAUCUCGUCUUGCAGCAUGAUACUCCUGAACAAAGUCAUCCUUUCGAGCUAUGGUUUCAACGCCGGAAUAUCUCUAAUGAUGUACCAGGUACGCACAUUUAUGUCAGGAAAUUCCCUUUAUUUGGGCAAGAACGGUCAUCGCACCUCGUGAGUGCUUCUUUGAUCUGGGUAUUCCUGCGUGAAAAAAAUAUUGUGGAAAUUCUUCAGAAUAUCGUCUGCGUCUUGGCUGUCCUAGCAAUGAGAUCGUUUGGAUUAGUUUAUACCGAGAAAUUCACUUGGAAGCUGGUCUGCAUCUGGAUCCCAGUUAAUCUGAUUUUCGUCGGAAUGCUCGCGACGAGCAUGUUCAGGUAAUAACCAAGUUCUCUGCUGGCCCGCGUGUUCCCCGCGCUUUUGAAAGAAUCUGUCCGAAUGUAAGAAAAGAUCAUCUGAAGAGAGUGGCCUUCAUCGUUUCCCAUUCCGCCUGUUCUCAUGUCUCAGCUUGAACUACAUGAACGUUGCGAUGGUAACGAUCUUGAAGAACACAACAAAUAUCCUGACCGCCAUUGGAGAGUUCUACCUUUUCAAGAAGAAACAAAAUGGCAGAGUUUGGGCUGCGCUAUUUUUAAUGGUGGGUGACGCGAGUCUUCCGUCUUCGGCCUCUUUGCUUUCAACGACUGUCAUAAACUAAUAAUAAAAAAGUCCUGCAUUUGCUCUUUACUGCUUUGAGUGAUCAUUUUCAUUCUGAUCCUAAUAUCUGUCCUCUAGCUCUCGUUGACGAAAACUCUCGUCAGCCUUUAUACGUCGUUUUCGCCUGUUGAAGGACUGGGACACCUAUUACAGAUUGUAUCAGCUGUGAGCGGCGGGAUUACCGAUCUCUCUUUCCAUGGCGUGGGUUACACUUGGCAGACGAUGAACUGCCUCCUCACAGCCAGCUAUUCGGUGCGCGGUCGGCAUCCCUGGUUUGCGUUGACUUCCCGAAGAAACUAUGCUGAUAUUCUAAUGCCGGUCUUCCUCUCGGUGAAGCUGGCCUUGCGCAGGGUCAUGGACACGGCGAAAAAGGCAACCAAAUCUGGGUCUCUCAAUGAAAUCUCAAUGGUCUUGCUGAAUAAUGCCCUCUCCAUACCUUUUACCCUUCUCCUGAUCCUCGUCUUCGACGAGUGGGAAUACGUGUACCAUGCGUAAGCUUUCCCAUCCUUCUCGCAGUCUAACCGGCUGUAUCUUCUUCUUGCAUCAUAACCACCGCUUAUUUUUAACCAAGAAAUAUAUACACAUAUAUGUAUACACACACGCUCUCAUUCGGCAUAUUUUUCCGUUCUCGGAUAAAUUCCUUGGUUGCAAGUGCAGUGAGGUCAUCCGUACGACAUCCUUUUGGGCGGCGGCAACGCUCAGUGGAUUACUCGGGCUCGGCAUCAGCUUUACCUCUAUGUGGUUCUUAAAACAGACCGGUCCCACGACUUACAGGUACAGCCUCUGAACUUUACUCUUAGAGAGAGAGAGAGAGAGAGGGAGAGAGAGAGAGAGGGAGAGAGAGAGAUUGCAUUGCACAGAAAAUAAUGCAUUCAUUGAUUAUAGCUUGCUGGAGUUGUGCUCAGAAGCUUUCCAUUACCCUCAUCGUUCGGAAAAUGGAGAUGAACGCUGUCUGUAGAAUUCCUCGGCCCCUUGUUAAGAACCAACUCACUUCAUGCUGUGACCAGUUUCUAUAUUAAUCAAUAUUUAUUCCCCUGGCAAGGGUCGGUCACAGACUUCGGAUUAGAGAGAAAUGUGAUGCUUCCGAUCUUGCUUGUGGUGAUCAUCUGAGAGGAGCUGCUAGACUUGUCUGACGCUCUGAUUUCCCCUGGCAUUGGUGGGUCCUUUGAAAGUUCAAAUCGGACCGGAGUUGUUAGAAUGGCAGCUCAAGAUCGUCUCCCUUGAUUCAAAUCUCUUGGGAGUUCUUCCUACCUUGAGUAUUUAUGAUAACUACGUGAAACCUUCUUGAACUUUGCAGUCUCGUGGGGUCCCUGAACAAGAUCCCGAUAUCGAUCGCCGGUUUAGUGUUGUUCGACGUUCCAGUCAGUCUUCCGAAUCUGUCCAGUAUACUCUUUGGUAAUUAUUUUCUCUCUCUUCAAGUUCCUCUGCGGCAUACUCUUUGAAGUGACGCCAUCUUGCUCAAGAUCUUCGUAUUUUAUCUCUCGCAGGUCUGUUUGCUGGGGUAUUUCUCGCUACGGCGAAAAUGGGAUGA
Molecule: messenger RNA, 2235 nt
Organism: Spirodela intermedia
Lineage: Eukaryota; Viridiplantae; Streptophyta; Magnoliopsida; Alismatales; Araceae
Source: the annotation of a GenBank genome assembly